AUCUCCGCGUUUUCUUCUUCUUCUUCUUCCUCUUCUUCUUCUCGAGUCUCGACUCUGCUUUGCUUUAUCCCACUGAGAAUUUUGAAUUUCAUUCAUUCAUAUCCCAAAGUUUUCUCUUUUUGGAGAUAAAUCAGGAAAAGUGUUAAACCCCCGAUCAGUAUAAUCUCCGUUGUUGAUUUCUGACUAAGGGUUUUUCCGAUUUCAGUUUAUGAUCUGAGUCCGGGACUCUCUCUGUGUGUUGCUUUCUCAUUGCGUUUUUCGAUUCUUCUUCCUCUUUCAAGAUUCGGAUUUAGGGUUUUUCUCUGCUUUAAGCUUCAAUCCUUUUGUCCACUUGACACCUCCCGGAGAAUUCAGGAGGCUAUUAGCUCUUUUCCAGAUCUUGCUUAGCUCUUGUACAGAAUGGCGGAUUUGCUUCCCAUUUACCUCAUUAUUGUGGCGUUUCUAUGCACUGUCGUAGCCAUUGCUUUGGCCUUAUUCCAUAUCUACAAGCACCUUUUGAAUUAUACGGAACCCAUUUAUCAGAGAUAUAUCGUGCGCAUCGUCUUCAUGGUCCCGGUCUAUGCCUUGAUGUCAUUCUUGGCUCUUGUGUUGCCCAAGAGCUCGAUAUAUUUUAACUCUAUCCGAGAAGUUUACGAAGCAUGGGUGAUUUACAAUUUUCUAUCGCUGUGUUUGGCAUGGGUUGGAGGCCCAGGUUCAGUAGUUAUAAGCUUAACUGGCCGCUCUUUGAAGCCAUCAUGGCAUCUCAUGACAUGUUGCUUCCCACCACUGCCAUUAGACGGGCGUUUUAUUCGACGGUGCAAGCAAGGUUGUCUGCAAUUUGUUAUUCUAAAGCCAAUCCUAGUUGCUGUAACACUUGUGCUUUAUGCAAAAGGAAAAUACAAGGAUGGAAAUUUCAGCCCUGAUCAAUCCUAUCUCUAUCUUACCAUCAUCUAUACAAUAUCAUACACAGUAGCUUUGUACGCACUGGUCCUCUUUUAUGUGGCAUGCAAAGAUCUGCUUCAGCCAUUCAAUCCAGUCCCAAAGUUUGUGAUUAUAAAGUCUGUUGUCUUUCUAACUUAUUGGCAGGGUGUUCUAGUUUUCCUUUUUGCUAAAUCUGGAUUUAUAAGAGAUGAAGAAGAAGCAGCACUCUUCCAAAAUUUUAUAAUAUGUGUGGAGAUGCUUAUUGCCGCAGCUGCUCAUUUCUAUGCAUUUCCGUACAAGGAAUAUGCAGAGGCCAAUGUUGGAGGAGCUCGAAGUUUCUCAAGAAGUCUGGCACAUGCUGUAAUGCUAAAUGAUUUCUACCAUGAUACUGUUCACCAGUUUGCCCCGACAUAUCACGAUUAUGUGCUCUAUAAUCAUAAUGAUGGUGGUGAGGAAGGGACAAGGAAGUACCGGGCACGAACAUUUGUGCCAACUGGUCAGGAAAUGGAUGCUGUUAGAAAGAACAAACAUAUGUUUGGAAACAAGAUAGAUGGUGUUUCGGUCUCUAGUCAAUCUUCAGAAUCAAGCACACCCAAAACCUCUGGUGUAAGUUGUGAUCAUGCACGCCCUGAAACCAUGAAAUCUUCUUUGCUUGUGGAUGCCUCGGACUCAGUUUCCACAAUGUAUGACAUGUCCCUCAUUGACAUUGAUAUAUCGAGCUACCCAAGCAAGGUACCUUCUGCAAAUAUAAGUGGAGGACCUAAAUAGUGGGUUAAAUUGAUGUAGAAUCCACCAUUAACAGUAACAAAAGUGUUAGAUUUAGGAGUUUCUCAAGUGUGUUGUUAAGCAGGAAGAUUUUAGUUGGAGAUGGAGGUAUAAGUGUGAUUUUUUUUAAUCUUGUAUGUGUUCCCUUGUUGUUCUUAUGAUUCUUCCACUGGUAAUUUACUUUGCACAGCCUGUUUCUUCUUAUUGCUUGUUCCACGAUAUUUGGUUUGUAGAUAUUAAUUAAAUGUAUGGGAUAUUGGUUACACAAUCUCAAAAAAGUUGUGAAUCAUUUGGUGUGGAAUUAGAAAAGAGUUAGAUGGAGUUUGGAACUA
This is a messenger RNA of Camelina sativa (false flax), 1997 nucleotides long. RefSeq lists its product as uncharacterized. The record is from RefSeq and is a predicted model, not a curated record. Lineage: Eukaryota; Viridiplantae; Streptophyta; Magnoliopsida; Brassicales; Brassicaceae.